Penicillium griseofulvum is the source of this 1548-nucleotide messenger RNA. RefSeq lists its product as uncharacterized. Bases 1 to 1548 code for a protein of 515 amino acids. The record is from RefSeq and is a predicted model, not a curated record. NCBI's taxonomy places the organism in Eukaryota, Fungi, Ascomycota, Eurotiomycetes, Eurotiales, Aspergillaceae. The transcript is spliced from 4 exons.
AUGAAGGUUUCCGGCAGCAUGGAACCUGCACUCCGGAGACGCCAUGGAAGGGACAACGUCCGGAUAUUCAAGCCCCUCCUUCGCGCCUAUGCACUUGGGUACCUGUCUUCCGUCACCCCAAAAUUGGUGUAUUAUGUACGCCGUCUACGCAAUACGGACUGGACUACGCAACAGAAACUACAAGAGCUAGCUAAAGUCUUCACUGGUCCGUUGCGUCUGAACAGCUUCCCAACAGCUUGUGCUUCCCUGGUCGGUGGCUCAACCCUACUACCAAUAGGAUUAUAUCGCCUGUGUGCAUUGAUCACAGCAGGUCUCUCCAAAGGUGACAUUCAGAUCUCACAAAAGCUCGACCGCUUAAUCAGAUUCAUCGUCACUUUUCUAUCUGGGUGGUUCAGUUUCCAACUGCUCAACAGAAACCGCAUCUGUCUACCAAUAGAGGAUGUCAAAGCUAUCCGGGACUCCACAGGUCAAAGAAAAGACCCUGGUCAAAUUUUGGCCAAUCCGCUGGAACAUCACCGCCCGGAGUUAGCAGGGAGGACAAUGGACCUCACCAUCUACAUGGUCACAAGAGCUGUAGAUGCGGUCGCGUGUGUUGCAUGGGGCCGCUGGUCCCGUCGCCGCCGCGCCCAGAACCGCUGGACGACCGUCGAAUCACUCGUUCCUGGGUUUGCCGAUGCAGCUGUCUUUGCCACGAGUGCCUCUGUAGUCAUGUGGGCAUGGUUUUAUCUCCCUGAAAGACUUCCCAAAUCCUACGAGAAGUGGAUCAGGGAAGCUGCUCAGGUCGAUUCACGACUAAUCGAAGCCUUGCGUCAUGUUCGACGAGGAGUCUUCGUUUAUGGGAAGGAUACAGGCCAGGCACCUCUUCUUCAGUCAAUGUGCAAAGAUUACAACUGGCCAGAGGUGUGGGGAGACCCAGCAAAGGUAGCCCCGAUCCCUUGCGAAAUGGUUCACAUGGGCUGUGGCCCCAGUUGUGAGAAGCACGCAUUGUAUCGAUUUGCUAUAACCUUCAAAUUUGCCUGUGCAACCUAUAUUCCCCUACAAAUUGUUUUCCGUCUGCGGAGGAUGAAAUCUGCAACUGCCCUCCGUCGGGCCCUUUCUGAUGCAGCACAAUCAUCUGCCUUCCUCGCAUCUUUUGUGAGCUUAUUUUACUACGGCGUAUGUCUCGCUCGGACACGACUUGGCCCAAAGAUCUUUAAUGCAAAGACAGUCACUCCAAUGAUGUGGGACUCUGGGCUCUGCGUCGGUGCGGGAUGUCUCAUGUGUGGCUGGAGUAUAUUGGUUGAAAAGGCGCGGAAGAGACAGGAGUUGGCGCUAUUUGUGGCACCCCGGGCUGCCGCCACGGUUUUGCCACGGUUGUAUGAUAAAAAGCCUGUGACAGGGUUCCAUAACCAUCACGAGAUGCUGACGUGUGUCGAUGUUUCCCAGUAUCAAUACCGCGAGCGUGUUGCAUUUGCUCUUAGCGCUGCUAUUCUUAUCACUUGCCUCCGCGAACGACCCAGCAUGGUACGGGGGGUCUUCGGUCGCAUCACAUCGAGCGUGUUGAAAUAG